Molecule: messenger RNA, 843 nt
Organism: Aspergillus tubingensis
Lineage: Eukaryota; Fungi; Ascomycota; Eurotiomycetes; Eurotiales; Aspergillaceae
Product: serine hydrolase FSH
Exons: 2
Coding region: 1-843 (280 amino acids)
Cellular component (GO): cytoplasm; nucleus
Source: RefSeq, a predicted model, not a curated record
AUGAAAAUCCUUUGCCUUCAUGGCUACGGCACGGGGCCGGAUAUUCUGCGAUUUCAACUUUCGGGGUUGAUGCGAGAUGCUGACCCGAGCUGGGAGUUUCAUUUUCUCUCAGGUGAAGUUGAAUGCCCGCCUGCGCCAGGCAUUGGGAGCACCUUCCCACCUCCGUACUACUGCUGGGCGCGAUCGUUUGAUGCAGGGGAAAUCGAUGCAGCCCAUGCCUUGAUCGAAGAGGCCAUUGACGAGCAUGGUCCUUUUGACGGGGUCUUGGGAUUCAGUCAAGGCGCUGCAAUCUCGAUUUCGUUCCUGCUCGAGCAUAUAACGGCGUAUCCAGACGAGCCCCUGCCUUUUCGCUUCGCAAUAUUCUAUUCGCCCACGAUUCCAUGCGCUGCGGAUGAAGCUUAUUGUCAGUCUGUUAUCGGUUCUCUUUCAACAGCCGAUCAGCAACGUCUCCGCUCUGGGCAGGACGAGCAGAUUGCGCAGCUUCCGGAACCAGUCCGUUCUGUGACGGAGAGUUUUGUGAAGGUGAUUAAGGGAACCCAAUCUAUAACACGCGAGCCGGUGUCAUUCUUCCUCGAUCGCCCGCUUGAUCUCGUCCCAUGUGUUCUGCAUCCAGACGUAGUACCAACACAUAUAUCACUUCCGUCUGUGCAUUUGCGUGGAAAGGAAGAUCUGCCGGGGUUGGACGAUUGUGGCUUUCUUGUCGAGUCUCUCUGCGACUCCAAAACUCGGAAGUCAAUCAAACAUUCGGCUGGUCAUGACAUCCCGCGAUCAGGACCAGAGAUAAGGCAAAUGCUGUCUGCCGUGGAAUGGGUUGUGGCGCAGAGCCAGUUGUCAACACACUAA